Molecule: messenger RNA, 1473 nt
Organism: Platichthys flesus (European flounder)
Lineage: Eukaryota; Metazoa; Chordata; Actinopteri; Pleuronectiformes; Pleuronectidae
Gene: hoxa10b
Product: homeobox A10b
Exons: 2
Coding region: 1-1053 (350 amino acids)
Biological process (GO): regulation of transcription by RNA polymerase II
Cellular component (GO): nucleus
Molecular function (GO): DNA-binding transcription factor activity, RNA polymerase II-specific; RNA polymerase II cis-regulatory region sequence-specific DNA binding
Source: RefSeq, a predicted model, not a curated record
AUGUCAGCCAGAAAAGGCUAUCUUCAUCCUCCGUCAAAUUAUACCACAACGAUGACAUGCCCCAACAACCAAGCUGGAAAUUCGUUUUUCGUGGACUCUUUAAUCAACGUGAGAACCGACAGCGGUUCGUAUUACCAGAGUAACGGCGUGUAUCUGCCACCGGCGUCGGAAUAUUCAUAUGGACUCUCCGGUGCGGGCUCCUGUUUCCCGGGGAUCGGUAAGCGCAACGAGCCGAGCACCCAGAGCGUGAUCCCUGCUUCUGCUCCGUAUGUUCAGGGGAUGGAAACGUGGCUGGAGCCGUCGAGAUCCUGCCGGGUGGAUCAACCCAGCGGCCAGCACAUGGCUCAGUGUUCCUUCUCCCCGACGAUAAAAGAGGAGGGCGCAUAUUGUCUUUACGAGUCUGACAAAUGUCCAAAAGGAGCGACAGUAGAGGACAUAUCCUACUCCAGCCCAUCAUGCCCGGUCACCGGCAGCACCGUGCCGGUCCCCGGCUACUUCCGCCUGUCCCAGUCAUACACGUCCUCCAGGCUUUACCAUGACGUCCAGCCAAGCAUGAAUCACUUUACCCUGCAGCGACCUGCACGCUUGGACAGCCAGUCCUCCCUGCCGCCUGCUGCGCCCGCGGAGCCCGAGCGGAGGGAGAGCCACGAGGAGGCGCCUGUCCCAGCGCCCUGCGCCCCGGCCAGAGAGGAGGACAGCCGCCUCUCCUCGGAGGGCUCAUCCUCCCCCGAGCCCGCAGAGCCGUGCAGUGCGGAGUGUCAAGAAAAGACCGUCAAAGGAGAUGCGAAAAUGGAAACUACGGCUAAUUGGCUCACAGCAAAGAGUGGCCGAAAGAAGCGCUGCCCCUACACCAAGCACCAGACUCUGGAGCUGGAGAAGGAGUUUCUCUUCAACAUGUACUUGACUCGGGAGCGUCGCCUGGAGAUCAGCCGUGGUGUGCACCUCUCCGACAGGCAAGUCAAAAUCUGGUUCCAAAACAGGAGGAUGAAGCUGAAAAAAAUGAGCCGGGAGAAUAGGAUCCGAGAGCUCUCCGGCAACUUCAGUUUCUCGUGAGACGGCGGUCUGCGUCUCUGGCGCCCUCCUGCAUCCAUGGCAAGGGCGCCUGUGCAGUUCCCCCAACACCCACCACCCAUUCAACUGUGAGAAUGUCCAUGGAGAAGAUAGGACCCUAUGCUAACUUAUUGAUUGUUGUUCUUUGGAAAUUGUUAUAUUUUCACGUCUGUUAACGUUUUUCUGUCGUGGGUAUAUGUAUUUAUAAAUGGCUACAUUUGUAACGUUGAUCCAUUGUGUUGAAAAAAAAAAAAAUGUUCAGAAUGUGACCACAAUGUUUCUGAGCUGCAGGCUUGUACAUAUUGUAUAUUCAACUUGAGUGAAUCAUUGGAAUUUGCAUGCUGGACUAGUCCCUUGGGACACUUGUGUCACAGAUACGUGUAGACCCUUUUGUGUGACAGCUGGAGAACCCAAGGGGUUGGA